This is a messenger RNA of Mugil cephalus (flathead mullet), 1266 nucleotides long. RefSeq names its product endonuclease domain-containing 1 protein-like. The transcript is spliced from 2 exons. Bases 174 to 1070 code for a protein of 298 amino acids. The record is from RefSeq and is a predicted model, not a curated record. Lineage: Eukaryota; Metazoa; Chordata; Actinopteri; Mugiliformes; Mugilidae. Gene Ontology annotation, molecular function: hydrolase activity; metal ion binding; nucleic acid binding.
UUCACGUUGCACUUUCCAGUCACCAAUCAGCACCACCCCAGGGGCUGAACGAAGAGUAUUUAACUCAAGUCUGUGACUGAAUACACAGAGCAGGACAGACCAGUUGACAGACUUGUCUAGAGGAGGUCUGGAGCACUAUUCUACAUCUCUUUCAGGUUACUGCUCUGUUGUACAUGAUGACUCCAAGGAAGAUGCUGCCAUUCACCGCUGGAGCUCUGCUUCUUCUUUUACCCUGGUUUGGUGGCCUGACCUCUGGAGAGCUCAGCCCGUCAAAAUUUACCAUGUGCCAAAAGUUCUUCUACAACAAAACUCCACCAGAGGGUUUUGGAACCGGACAUCAGGCGAUAUGCCAGCGCUACAAAAAUCAAUACCGCUUUGCAACACUUUAUGAUCCUCAGAAACGUACAGCACUGUUCUCUGCAUACCUGAUGAGCUCCUCAAAUAGACCGAGGCCAGAAGACACUUGGAUGUAUGAACCACAGUUGGCGUCUGAGAAAGAACGGGAAAUGAAGCCUUUCCCAGAUCCUGUUGGCCAAAACGUGAUUAAAAGCCAGGCUGUGCCUGCAGACUAUGCAGACAGCCUCUACACCAAGGGUCAUCUCGCUCCAUCCCAGCACCUGAACACAGACGAUGACCGUGCGGCCACCUUCACUCUGACAAACAUUGUUCCCCAGAGGGAGGGGUCCAACAACGGGCCCUGGGGUGAUCUGGAGACAGAGGUUUUGGAAAGAUUCAAUACCUACUGCAAUGGACAGAUGUAUGUGAUCACCGGCACCAUACCUUAUGAGCCAGUACGCCUGCUCAAUAACCGAGUGUCUAUUCCUGAGUACAUAUGGUCUGCUUACUGCUGCCCAUCCUUCAGGCCUGACCCAAAUGUGAAAGCCUAUUUCCCUACAUAUGCUGCAGUGGGAAGAAAUGAUCCCAACAGUGGAGAGGAGAUUGUGAAAAAAGAUCCCUCACCCUAUGCUGUGAAGGAGAUGACCUUGGUGAAACUGGAGAAAAUCCUGUCAGAACGUCUGAAUAAGAAAAUCAGUCUGUUUUACCAGAACUGUCAGGUUUCCAAGUCUUAGCUCUUUGUUUAAAUCAAGUUAACUUACCCACAGAGACACAAAACACAGGUUUCAACCUCAGACUAAAUGUUUCAUCAAGAUGUCAUGUGUCAUGAUGGCUGGGAAAUAAAUGCUCACAAUAAAUAUGAUACAUAAUGAAUAUUUCCUCUGUGUUGGGAGUGUGUUUUCAAAUAAAGACUGAAAUGGAUUAAAAGCA